Solanum stenotomum is the source of this 807-nucleotide messenger RNA. Its product is annotated as lipid phosphate phosphatase epsilon 1, chloroplastic-like. The record is from RefSeq and is a predicted model, not a curated record. The transcript is spliced from 4 exons. Gene Ontology annotation, molecular function: dolichyldiphosphatase activity. Gene Ontology annotation, cellular component: endoplasmic reticulum membrane; intracellular membrane-bounded organelle. NCBI's taxonomy places the organism in Eukaryota, Viridiplantae, Streptophyta, Magnoliopsida, Solanales, Solanaceae. Gene Ontology annotation, biological process: lipid biosynthetic process; protein N-linked glycosylation. Bases 148 to 687 code for a protein of 179 amino acids.
UUGAAACACAGCUACCAAAUGUCUGCUGCAAUCUCCCUUGUAUAUAUAUAAAUAAAAAUCGACCCUAGUUUCGCAACAUCAAUCGGAUUUUUCUCACAAAUUCUUAUCCAUAAAAAUCCAUCACGAUACUACUAAUUCACCUAUCACAUGAAUUCCGUUGGCAAUGAAGGUGUCCGUUUUGAAGGUUUAGAACAACAAGUUCUCAUGAAUUUUUCUUCCGCUGGAAUUCAAGCUACUCUCAACAACCUGAGUAAGUGGCUGGUGGCUGUAGUUUUCGGUAUUAUGUUCCUUUGGAGGCAUGAUAUAGAAACAUUAUGGGCUUUUUGUGGUGUUGUUGUCAAUGACCGUCUCUCAACUGUACUGAAGGGCAUACUUAACCAUGAACGCCCCGUUUUAUCAUUAAGAUCAGACCCUGGGAUGCCUUCUUCACAUGCCCAGUCCAUCUUCUACACAGUCGCAUUCUGUAUCAUCUCAAUGGUUGAAUAUUUCGGGUGCAAUGGAAUUACUGCAGUCACUAGUGUGCUUAUUAUUGCAAUGGGCUCAUACUUUUCAUGGUUACGGGUUUCACAACGAUUUCACACGUUAAACCAAGUAGCAGUGGGUGCAGUACUAGGAUUCUGUUUUUCCAUUUUCUGGUUCUGGCUGUGGGAUGCCUUACUCAUCAAGGCAUUUAUAGCCCAUUUUUGAGUUCGGAUUAUGGCUGUUGUUGGUGCUGCUGGUUCUUGUGUUGGAUUCCUCCUAUACGUGGUUCGGAACUGGGUUCAUGACAACAAACAUUGAUUCUUAAUUUAUUAUAGUGUAUGUGAG